This is a messenger RNA of Passer montanus (Eurasian tree sparrow), 881 nucleotides long. RefSeq names its product protein CutA homolog. The record is from RefSeq and is a predicted model, not a curated record. The coding region runs from base 28 to 516 and encodes 162 amino acids. Gene Ontology annotation, molecular function: copper ion binding. Lineage: Eukaryota; Metazoa; Chordata; Aves; Passeriformes; Passeridae. Gene Ontology annotation, biological process: response to metal ion. The transcript is spliced from 6 exons.
CGCUCGGGCACAGCAGGUGCAGGGGCCAUGGAGGGGCUGAGCCAGCGCUGCCCGCUGCCCCCCGCUGCCCAGGGCUGCCCCCGGCCCGGCCGCGGCACCGCGCUGCUGGUGCUGACGCUGCUGGUGCUCCUGUACCCGCUGCUCCGGGGCCUGGCUCUGCAGCUGCACGGGGCUCUCAGCGGCUCCUACGUGCCAGGGACACACUCCAUGGCCUUCAUCAGCUGUCCCAACGAGCACGUCGCCAGGGACAUCGCCAGGGCCAUCAUGGACAAGAGACUGGCUGCCUACGUGAACAUCCUGCCCAAGAGCUCAGCCUUGUAUUUCUGGAAAGGGGAACUGGAAGAAUCCACUGAAAUACUGCUGCUGGUGAAAACAAGGACGUCCAAAAUAGGGGAAUUGUCCAACUACGUCAGAUCCAUCCAUCCCUUUGAAAUCCCCGAGGUCAUCAGCCUGCCCAUUGAGCGAGGAAACCCUGCCUACCUCAGAUGGAUCGAGGAGAGCGUCCCGCGGGACUGACGGGCGCAAGGCGCUGCUCAUUUCUGGGGAGCUGGGGAGGGGCUGCCAGCACCGAAAGCUGUGCAGGAAUACCCGGAGAUGUCCCUGUCAGGAUGCUCGGGGUGCCUCGGGCUGUCAGCAGCGAAUUCCAGCCGGGAGCCGUGGCCGGGCAGCCCCUGCGGUGCCGGGUGUCCCCACAGCUCUGCGGAGCCCUGCCUGGCCCCAGGCGCUGCCAGCAUCCUGCCCCGGCCGGGACCGCAGGGUGCGCCCGGGCACCGCCUCCCCGGGCGGCUCAGCCCUGCGGAGCCCGGGGAAGCAGCGAAGCCCAAAAAACCCAGCAAAGCCCGAAAAACCCCAGCAAAACCCAGCAAAACCCAGCAAAGCCC